AUGAAGCUCCUUUUUCCUAUCUUUGCCAGCCUCAUGCUACAGCACCAGGUGGACACAGAAGUCUUUGGCUGGAAAACAUGUUUCAUGGGUUUAGGGCUAUGCAGAGACCACUGUGCUGCGGGUGAAAAAGAGAUACAGAAAUGCAAAAAGAAAAAAUGCUGUGUUGAACAAAAAACGAUUCGACUGAUAAAUAACUACCUGCAAAAUGACCUGCUCUCCGCACUUAAAGAAGACAACCCCACACGGCUGAACACCACCAAGUUUUCUAGGGCUGCGGUCCAGACAAAAUAUCGUAGUUUAUCUCUCUCCCCCCAAGUCAUGAGCCCUUCUGCCAAUCAUCACCUCAAUGCCAUCAGCAUCUCAACCAGAGAUGGGAACUCUGCCAGCACCAAACCCGUGGUCUCAGGAAAGAUGACACGCCCUGCCACUUCUACCAAGAGCAACACCAAAAAGAGCAGAGGGUCAGCCACUGACUCCCCGCAACCAUCGCCACCACCCUAG
Messenger RNA from Artibeus jamaicensis (Jamaican fruit-eating bat), 501 nucleotides. It is a transcript of the gene DEFB129, whose product is annotated as defensin beta 129. The record is from RefSeq and is a predicted model, not a curated record. The coding region runs from base 1 to 501 and encodes 166 amino acids. Gene Ontology annotation, cellular component: extracellular region. Gene Ontology annotation, biological process: innate immune response. NCBI's taxonomy places the organism in Eukaryota, Metazoa, Chordata, Mammalia, Chiroptera, Phyllostomidae. The transcript is spliced from 2 exons.